Messenger RNA from Nomia melanderi (Alkali bee), 924 nucleotides. NCBI's taxonomy places the organism in Eukaryota, Metazoa, Arthropoda, Insecta, Hymenoptera, Halictidae. The record is from RefSeq and is a predicted model, not a curated record.
AUGCCUCAAAUAAUGAUUGAGGCAUUUGCGAAAAGUCUAAUUAAUAAGAUAAUGGAGGAAGCUUUCAACAUUAUGGACGAUGACAAUGGUAAACUAAUUAUUACUAACGAAGAUGAAUUAACUAAUAUUGAAACGCAGUCGACGACGAAUAUGCACGAUCACUCGUGCACUGGUCUCAUCGAACACGAAACCGUGGAACGUAUUGAAAUGAUGGUACGUGGAUUGCGUAACUUGCGCAUUGGAGAUUCUCCUUCUGUGCCAUCUCUUUUGACUGAUUUAGAGAAGCAGGUAAAGCACGUUGCACACAAUAUCGACUGCAGUAUUUCAACAACGGAACGAACCAAGACCGCAGAAAUACCAAUCAUUCAGGGGCAAGGUGACGUGAACCAAAUAACGCAUAAUGCAAUUAUCGAAACCCCAUCGGAACCGACGUGUACUCCAAACGUCGGAGAAAAUUGCGAAUCAAACGACGUAGCUAGAAUAUCUGGUACCGUGUUGCAUCGAAUGAUAGAAGAACUGGAAACGCAAGAGGAAGCCGGUGUCGCGGAAGAAAUCGAAUCCGAGUCGAUUAAUACGGAAGCUGUUGCGUCUGCAAACGAAGUGAACGAAGGAAACCAAAGUACCACCGAUCUCCCAUCAACAAGUAACUUCAAGAACAACGAUACCUCCGAUUUCGUUCAUGAAGAGUUAGCAUCGUUGUCCCUUGCGCAUUCGACGCCAUUUACAAACACGUACUUGGAGGAUGUAGCCAUAGAAGAAAUAGCACUCUCGUCUCUAUCAGCCCACGCUGUUUCCUCGCCAGAUAUCGCGUGCGAAAAAAACAAAAGAAUUUCCAGCACGAAACCCGAAAAGUUGAGGAAGAAAGGUAUAUUCAGCAGAAUGCGGAAAAUCUUGCGGACCAUUUUCGGUCGUCGAAAGAACUGA